AUUCAAUAAUAUACUAUUUGGGAGUGUAAAAUGCCUACACAUCCAAUAAUUAUAGUACUCCCGGUUUUUUGUGCAGUGCACGGUGUUCAGUUGUAGCGUGCAACUACAACUCCAUGGAAUCCCAACCUCCGGCCACCGCUAGGAAUCCCACUGAACCCUCACAAUCUCAACCACAACAACAACAACAACAACAACAACCAUCCUCUCUCCCUCCAUCUUCCUCAUCAAUCCCUCCCAUCUUAGCAUCACCCCAUCCUUCCCCAAUCCCAAACCCUAACCCUAACCCUAACCCAAUCCAAAAUCCAAACCUCAAACCCUCCACUCCAGUUCCUCCACAACCACGUCCUCCUCCUUCAUUCACCAGAAACCCACCGCCGACACAGUCUCAUUUUUCACACUUCUCGUCGAUCCCGUCUUCCGCUACUCCCUCACCGCCGUCAUCUUUUCCGCCCGCUCCUUCGUCGUCGAUUUCCUCAGCUUCCGCGCCAAGGGGAGGCAUGGCAAUUGGUGUACCCGCGCACCACCAGAACCCUUCCCCUCCGUUUUCUUCUUCAUUUAGUCAGCACUUUGGUGGAUUGGCUCGAUCUGAUUCUACUUCCAAUUCCAACACUUCUCAGGUGAGAGCGCCGAUGCAAGGAAUGGGAAUGUUAGGAUCUUUGGGUUCGAGUUCUCAAAUGAGGCCAAGUGGAAUGCCUUCACAUACACAGAGACCUGCUCAAUCGUCUCUUAGACCGCCACCCUCUGUCCAAAAUAAUCAACCGGCUGGUUCACAACAAAGCUUCCAAGGGCAUGGAAUUUUGAGACCGUCGUCUGUGGGAUCACCUGCAAAUCCGUCUCCAAGUGCAUCACAAAGUAUGCAGACAAUUAAUCAGCCAUGGUUGUCAUCUGGGCCGCCAGGAAAGCCUCCUUUGCCAUCCCAGGCCUAUAGGCAGCAAUUGAACCCACAAUCCUUGCAGCAAAGGACUCAUGUUUCUCAGCAGCUCCAACCUGUGCCAACAGUUUCACAGCAGCAGCAACCCGUGCCAACAGCUUCACAGCAGCAGCAACCUUUGCCUUCUAAUCAAUCCCAGGAGCAUUUUGGGCAACAAGUUCCGUCUUCAAGGGCUGUACAUGUGCCUCACCAGCCACAGGUUACGAGGCUACAGGGGCCAGGAAAUCAGAAACCUUCAUCUCUUGUGGCUGCACAAUCUAGUGCUGUUCAACCAGCGAGUCAAAGUAGAUUGCCCAUUGCAGAUACAGAGGAAUCGGGUAAGAGUGUUCUCAGCAAAAGAAGCAUCCAUGAGCUAGUCAAUCAGGUUGAUCCGUUGGAGAAGUUGGAUCCUGAAGUUGCAGACGUUCUUGGUGAUAUUGCAGAAAAUUUUCUGGAUUCUAUAAUUAGGUCUGGAUGCUCACUAGCUAAGCAUCGGAAAUCCACAACUUUGGAAGCCAAGGACGUACUUUUACAUCUUGAGAAAAAUUGGAAUAUGACCCUUCCUGGAUUUGGUGGUGAAGAGAUUAAAAACUACAGAAAACCGGUUCCAAGUGAUAUUCACAAGGAGCGCCUAGCGGCUAUAAAGAAAUCAAUGGUAGCAACUGAGGUUGCACAUAGUAAGGGCACUGCUGGCCAGGCUUCUGGUAGUGCAAAGGGUGGUCAGGCAAAGACACCUUUCAAUGUCAUUGGCUCUCCCAACCUUAAAAGUUCAUAAGAUGCAUGGCUGUAUCUGUGCUUUAUACAUGAAUGGAGUAACUGCUUUGGCAAAGGACUAUCUGGAUUUUUCAGGCUGUUUCUGAGCAUUCGAUGUAGCAGAACAUGAGAAAUAAUCAAUUUUGAAGCACUGCAGAAAACCAGAUAAGGUUGAAAAUUGAAAUGACAUUCCAAUGAAAAGGGGAAAAAGAAAGCUUUGGCUUCUAUUUUAUGGAAUUGAUAAUUGUAUGAAAGUCACUGAUAGAGCAGGCUGGGUCCUUUUGUAAUUAACCUUCUAAUUUUGAUUUAAACAUUAUCCUGAAAUAUCUAUAUGCAUUUCCUUUUACUGUAAAUUAAGCAUUCUGAGUUUCAACAUCUUCAGCAGGCCCUUAGCAAUAUGUGUCCUACAGUUUCAUGGAAUCAGAUAUUUCGUGGUGAUGUUUAACAUUGGGGCAAGGUUUUGACCAACUUUGUAGGGUAUUUGUUCUUAUUUCAUCAGGAAUUUACAUAAAGGCAUUUUAUUGUGUUGAUUAUGAA
This is a messenger RNA of Cicer arietinum (chickpea), 2200 nucleotides long. RefSeq names its product transcription initiation factor TFIID subunit 12. The record is from RefSeq and is a predicted model, not a curated record. Gene Ontology annotation, cellular component: transcription factor TFIID complex; SAGA complex. Lineage: Eukaryota; Viridiplantae; Streptophyta; Magnoliopsida; Fabales; Fabaceae. Gene Ontology annotation, biological process: RNA polymerase II preinitiation complex assembly; DNA-templated transcription initiation. Gene Ontology annotation, molecular function: protein heterodimerization activity; DNA binding; TBP-class protein binding.